Dama dama (fallow deer) is the source of this 1106-nucleotide messenger RNA. RefSeq names its product ADP-ribosylation factor-like protein 6-interacting protein 1. Bases 70 to 681 code for a protein of 203 amino acids. The transcript has a single exon. NCBI's taxonomy places the organism in Eukaryota, Metazoa, Chordata, Mammalia, Artiodactyla, Cervidae. The record is from RefSeq and is a predicted model, not a curated record.
GGCGAGGGAAUCUGCGGAGGAGUAGACUUGGUGGCGUCCUGUGCUCGCUGAGAUUGCACCUCGAGAACUAUGGCGGAAGGAGAUAAUCGCAGCACCAAUCUGCUGGCUGCAGAGACUGCAAGUCUGGAAGAGCAGCUGCAAGGCUGGGGAGAAGUGAUGCUGAUGGCAGAUAAAGUCCUCCAAUGGGAAAGAGCCUGGUUUCCACCUGCCAUCAUGGGUGUGGUUUCUUUGGUGUUUCUGACUAUCUACUAUCUAGAUCCAUCUGUUCUAUCUGGUGUUUCCUGUUUUGUUAUGUUUUUGUGCUUGGCUGACUACCUUGUUCCCAUUCUAGCACCUAGAAUUUUUGGCUCCAAUAAAUGGACCACUGAGCAACAGCAAAGAUUCCAUGAAAUUUGCAGCAAUCUAGUAAAAACGCGACGCAGAGCUGUGGGCUGGUGGAAACGCCUCUUUACACUAAAGGAAGAAAAGCCGAAAAUGUACUUCAUGACCAUGAUCGUUUCUCUGGCUGCGGUUGCUUGGGUCGGACAGCAGGUCCAUAACCUCCUCCUCACCUACCUGAUAGUGACUUUCUUACUUUUGCUUCCUGGACUGAACCAACAUGGAAUCAUUUCGAAAUACAUUGGAAUGGCCAAAAGAGAGAUAAACAAGCUUCUGAAACAAAAAGAAAAGAAAAAUGAAUAAAGCAUUUGCUUUAUUCAGUGUGAUUAAUGGAGUAUACAUUGUCCUUGGGAACAGUGUCUGUUAUGCUGUUUGGAUACUAAAAUGUUACAGAAGUAGCUCUCUGCUGUCCCUUGCUCUGCCCUUAGUAGAAAUUCUGACUUGUCAAGUAAGGCUUUAUGCCCAGUGUCUUCAUGGGUGUAUUCUUAUCAGCUGGCCUUAUAUGGACAACUCUUCAGUUCCUCAUCUUGGUUUUUUGUCACCCAGGGUUAACUGAACUCUUAGUUUUAAAAUAACAUAGUGGUGAACUUCACCUUUUAGUACAGUUAACAGUGACUUGGGAUAACUGUUCAAGUUGAUCUUUUUUUUAAGCUGGAUACAGGAGAGUGGUCUGUGGUUUCAGGAAGCUCGUUCUAUCAUCUGCUUCCAUGGUCUGCUUAAAAAACUGG